Messenger RNA from Lolium perenne, 982 nucleotides. RefSeq lists its product as uncharacterized. The record is from RefSeq and is a predicted model, not a curated record. NCBI's taxonomy places the organism in Eukaryota, Viridiplantae, Streptophyta, Magnoliopsida, Poales, Poaceae.
CCUCCCCACUUCCCAGUCGCCCAAACCCUCCAAACUCCCAGCACAACCCCAAGAAAGAGCUACAGCCCACAGCCGCCGCGAUGCAUCAAGCGAUGCCCAUGCCCACGGGGGCGCCGGCGGCGGGGAUGCCUCCGGCGGCUGGACUCAGCACCGAGCAGAUCCAGAAGUAUCUGGAUGAAAAUAAGCAACUUAUUUUGGCUAUCUUGGAAAAUCAGAACCUCGGAAAGUUGGCAGAAUGUGCUCAGUAUCAAGCCCAGCUUCAGAAGAAUCUCCUGUAUUUGGCUGCAAUUGCUGAUACCCAGCCACAGACCCCUGUAAGCCGUCCUCAGAUGGCUCCACCUGGUGCUGCAGGACAAUACAUGUCGCAGGUGCCAAUGUUCCCUCCGAGGACCCCUCUAACACCCCAGCAGAUGCAGGAGCAGCAACUACAGCAACAGCAAGCUCAAUCGCUUCCAUUCGCUGGUCAAAUGACUGGGAGACCUGGGGUUGUCAAUGGCAUGCAGGCCCAGCAAGUCGAACCAACCUAUGCAGCAGGUGGGGCCACUUCUGAGCCUUCAGCCUCUGAUAAUAAUGACGGCAGAAGCGAGUCCUAAGAAAGCUACUAGGUAGCCUUUUAGGUUUGCAGAAUGCAUGUAUACUACCACCAGGACGAAGAGAGGAUCUUUCCUGUGCCCUUUAACCAUAAGUGGCCGCGAUCUUCGAAUGGAUGAUGACUAGUUGUUGUGGUCGCCUUCGCCUUUCCAAUUAGAACAAAGCGUAGAUUGUUGCCAUCUGUGCUGUGCUAGACUUUCUGCAUUGUUGUAGGUUCGUAUUCAUUUUGUAUGGAAUAAUAGGUCCCUCCGUUGUUUGUUCCUCAUGGUGGUUGUCUGCCAACUAGACUAGUGUAAAAGCCUGAUGGUGGUUGUCUCCAGGAGUUGUUUCUGCCAUGCUUCUUAGUAUCAUGACUAUCUUAUUAAAGAAUGCUCCUUUUUUUAUAACUCAA